Molecule: messenger RNA, 1214 nt
Organism: Didymodactylos carnosus
Lineage: Eukaryota; Metazoa; Rotifera; Eurotatoria; Philodinida; Philodinidae
Source: the annotation of a GenBank genome assembly
AAAGAUGACAAUUAUAAAUUAUAUGGAACCCGCUGUCGGAUUCACCGAAAAAUUUUGCACCUAGCGCCCAAUUUUUAUCUAAUGUGGUGCUGCGCGGCAAAAGUACCUAAUUUUCUAAUGAAUUGUCGCAAGAUACGAUUUUAAAAUUUAAAGUGAAAAGUAGUACGGGCUGAAAGGUAAACAGGAACUGAGACUGAGAUGGUAAUUAUUACUUAACAGAUAGCCUAGCAACUGAACUAAAGGGUAGUAGAGAUUACUAACACAAAUGAACACUAUUCGUCGCUUGCCAUUCGCGUUAUUUCACCAUUUUCCUUUAGUUCUCCUGAAAUCAAGUUUAGGCAGCAUCUACGCAUGUGAGAUGUGAUUUGAAAUUAAAAAAAGAGAGGUGUGUGGGAAUACUUCUUUUACCAUAUGCCUUUUUCUUCCAGUUUUUUUUCCAUAUUCAAUAGGAUAGUACAGAAUAAGAUAAUAAGUUGUCGCUGUCUGGUGUCUAUUUAAGGGUGUGUGUGGUGCAUUUGUUUGCUAUAAAAUCAAACCAGGAAUAUACAGAGUGGUCCAAAAAUGGCUUUACCGAGGUAGACACAUUAUUAUGUACAUUUUUAUUUUGAUUGAGCUCGCUUUUAUACCAAAAGAUUCCUCGUUGAAUUUUCUACAAAAAACGUAUUGUCUGUUUUAUUGCAAAAUCCGAAGAUGUACAAUGCCAUGAGAAAUUGUAAGAAGUACCAAAAUGUAGAAAAAAUAAACGGAAGAUAGUGAAACUUUUUCGAAUGAUUUCACAAGCAUUAAAAUAUAGUUCCAGUAUAGUUUUGUGUAGUUUCAAGUAUGCUCUUUCUCGUCAUGUAGAGCGAAAAUCAUUUAAAUCUAAAUAUCCGACACAAAAAUUAACUUCACAGCGAUCAAGUGAAAAUAGCAAAACUACAAUCCAAAAACCAAGGACAGUUGAGAAAACAUCACCUGUAGUCGAAGAAAAACAAAGAGCCGUUAAAACUGAUGUGCAAAAAUCCAUUAAAGCUAUAACACCAAAGCCGACUGUACCAUCAUCAUCCAUCAGAUUUGAUUCUCCUGAUUUUGACGAUAAAAUAAAUUUAUUUAUAUAUCGCAAUUCAAUACCAAAACCAGUGCCAACACUAAAAGCAGUACCGAAACCAAAAUCAACGUCAAAAUCAGCACCAAAAACAACAGAUAAUAAUCAAAAGAUAAAUAAGCAAUCUUAG